UGUUGCAGAAUCUGAAAUCUCUCUCUCACUCUGUGAAAAUUUUUUGGGGAUGAAAAUGAUUCACUGGAAAGAGGAUAGUGUGAUGGACAGAAUGAAGCGAUAUUCAAACACUCUUAUCAUAGACAAAGUUGAAGAAUGGGGAGGAUACAAAGGAAUCCGAAUCCUUCAUCACUCCAUAGCAUCGGCAUGCCUGGAAGAGUUGGAGAGAAGCUUCUUUUUAAAAGUAAGUGAUAUCACUAUGGAGAUUCUUCACUGUGAUCUGUUCUUCGAUGUUGGAGUUGCCAAACACAGAGACUCAAUUCAAAAAAUGUUGAUUAAAAGGAAGCGAAAAAAAGAUGGAGUAGAGAGAGAACUAUUUUCUCCCCUCAUAGAUAAAAUCCACACCAAGGAAGGGAGACAAAUUGUCCAAAAAAUCUUUGAGAAAGCAUCAUCCAGGUUUGUGACAAGUGCGUCUAUUCCUAGGGCCCUGGCAAGAUAUUUGUACAUCAAAGAAAGUGACUUCCCAGAGGCUGUGAAAUGGGCCGAAAAAGCCAAGACCAUUAAAGAAAACAAAUGCACAUUGGAUACAAUUGGGCAGAUUCACAAAAGCAAUUUAAUAUCUAAAAACAACAGAGAAAAGCAGGAGACAUCACACAAUCCAGAAGAUUUAAACACAAACAUUAAAAUAGCAGAUAAUGCUAUCAGAGCGUUUAAAAAGGCUCAAGAGCUGGCAAAUACAGAGGAUGAACCUGAGGAGGAGGUUGCUGAUGAUGCAUCCGAUGACUAUCAAGGAAAGUCAUUAGUCUAUGGCUACGUGGGUGUGCUGGAAAUUGCUUUUCUGGUAUUUGAGAUUUUGAGCAGAUUGCCGUUCUUUGAGGGAAAUGUUCCGAUGAGGAAGAAGUACUUCCAGAGUUUCCUUCAAAAAAAUAUCCCAAUCACCAAUGUGCAUAAAGAAGAGAAUGAGAUUAACAACAGAUAUGUGGAUAUCAUUAAAGAGCAUGAACCGUUUAUCCUCAGUUUGAAAACUGAAGUAAAAGAAACAUUUGACCUUGUUAACAGUUACUUCACGUAUACAAAAGGGAACAAUUCAGAAUAUGAUUUAAAGAAUCGUCGGGCCGUCUAUGGUCAAUUUAAAAAGUACGUAGGUCAUUUUUGCACUGCACCAGAGGAAAUGAAAAAAGAACGACAAAACAAUCCUAAUCUCCAUUUGGAAAUCGACAUUCACGAAAAAAAGUUGUUUCUUGAAGGGAAACAAGCAGAUACAUUUGCUGGGAUUCUUCAGCAUUUGGACAGACCUGCCGAAGAGAUUGAGUGGAUCACAGAAUGCUAUGCAUUCUUGCAACAACAACAACAAUUCAUCAACAAAAAACAAAAGACGAAGGAAACAAUCAAUUUCAUUUUGUCAAACAUAGUUCUUUACCUUUUGAAACCAAAAUCUAAACAUGUCAAGAAUUACAGCCAACUCUCUGAUCUACUUUUGAAAACACUGCAAGAAGUAGGACUAAGGUAUUGUCAGCUCAACUUUACCCACCCCUACCCACGGGAAAAGCGCAUGCACGACCUUUUGGCCAUCGGACCACAGUUUAUGGUCAUCGGGGACAUCCGAUCCCCAUACACAUGUGGUGGAAAGACGUUCGUUAC
This is a messenger RNA of Etheostoma cragini (Arkansas darter), 1620 nucleotides long. Its product is annotated as sterile alpha motif domain-containing protein 9-like. The annotation marks the transcript as partial. The transcript is spliced from 2 exons. Lineage: Eukaryota; Metazoa; Chordata; Actinopteri; Perciformes; Percidae. Gene Ontology annotation, cellular component: cytoplasm. The record is from RefSeq and is a predicted model, not a curated record.